Molecule: messenger RNA, 2382 nt
Organism: Lichtheimia ornata
Lineage: Eukaryota; Fungi; Mucoromycota; Mucoromycetes; Mucorales; Lichtheimiaceae
Exons: 12
Coding region: 1-2382 (793 amino acids)
Biological process (GO): chromatin remodeling
Cellular component (GO): RSC-type complex
Molecular function (GO): protein binding
Source: RefSeq, a predicted model, not a curated record
AUGGAGGGUAGACCAAAGAGACAAAGCACUGUCGAUAAGGACUAUAGAGAACGCAAGCGGAUACGAAAAGAGAAAGAGGCUUCACCAGCGGAAACGGAAGGAGGAUAUGUGGAUAAGGAACGCGUUCAAGCUGAAUGUCAACAACUAUACAAUUAUAUCAAGGAAUGUCGUGAUCCAGAAGAUGAUGAGCAUUUCUUGAGCGACUUUUUCGUGCAAUUACCAUCCAAAAGGCAGUAUCCCGAUUAUUAUCAAGUGAUCAAACAUCCUAUUGCAUUAUCUAAGAUAAAGACCAAGAUCGAUCAACUAGAGUACACGGCAGUUGCUGAGCUCAAGUCCGAUAUUGACUUGAUGGUAUCCAAUGCCAAGAAAUACAACAUUAAGGAAUCCCAAGUCUACCAAGAUGCUAUCAGACUACAGAAAUUGGUUAGAAGCUGGAUUCCUGGAAAAGAAAAAGAGAAGCAACCAACACCAUCGACACCUUCAGAGACCAAACUCAGGACAGUGCUUAAACUUCCCGGUGGUGCCUUCAGUCACAGCAACACUUUGAGAGGAUCAGAUGAUCAACAGCGUCAGCAAUCCCAUACCGAAUCUAAAGUAAAGGCCAUUAGACUAAAAGCUGUGGAUAAACAUCCCAAGAAAAAAGUCAAUCUCAGUGAUCUGAUGGAAGCCAUUACUGCAAAGAAUACCAAGAAAGCCUUGGGACUGAUUGAUGAUGAUCCUACCCUCAAUCUGAACCAGCUGAAGGAGGUCGAGAUGUUCAAUGACAAGUUUUCAUGGUCCCCAUUACAUGCAGCUUGCUAUUAUGGAUUACCAAAAGUGGCCCAAGCGCUCCUUGAUCACGGUGCUGGUAUUGAAGUACAGGACACAUGGUAUUCGGCAACCCCACUAGGAUGGGCCGCAUUUGGAGACAAUGACAAACUUGUACGACUAUUACUGGAAAAGUAUGGUGCCAAUAGAGAAGCCAAGAAUAUCCAUGGCCAAAUCCCUUAUGAUCUUGUGAGCGACAAGGAUGAUCCUCGAUGGGAAGGCAUCUUGAAGGCCCCGUAUACUAUCAAAGUACGCUCUCCCCAGAAAAGGUCGAUUAGUCACGACACGGCUGACCAGGCUGAUCAAAGCAAUGUGGAGAGUUCUUCAGAAUUUGAUGCCGUCAAUACCCAUAAGAAGCGGCGUGGCAGGCCACCCAAAACGGACAAAGAAGUGCAUGAUGAACGGAUGCAGCCCACAGAACAAGUCGAUCUCAGCAAUUUCGACCCUAUACAAUUCAUCAAAGAGCUCUUUCACAGCAUCCAAACACACACCAGCAAUGCUGGCCGACUAUAUUCCGAGAUGUUCGAACACCUCCCGGAUAAGGAAGAAUAUCCAGAUUAUUAUAAUGUUAUUGAAGAACCACGAUCUCUUUCUAUAAUCGAAGACAAGAUGAAGCGUCGACAAUAUUCGACACCCUCUGAUUGGUUCAAGGAUAUGGAAUUGGUGUUUGAGAAUGCUAUGGAAUACAAUGAACCUGGUUCUCGGGUUUACCGUGAUGCCAAACUUCUUUUACGUCUACUCAAUCGCAUGAAGGAGAAAAUAUUAUCAAGAGAGGGUAUUCCUUUGACACAAGAACGUGAUGUGUUGAACUUAUCAUUGGCGGGUCGACCUUAUGAAAUGGAAGAUAGACGUCGGGCGAAGCGAUCAGUAUCCAAAUCAAAGUCUUUAUCAGAUGAAUCUACUCCUGCUCCAGAACCUGCACCGGCUAUUAUGGAGACCUCGUCCAUGCCACCGCCACCGCCACCACCCCACUCAUAUGGAAUGAUGAAUAUGCCCGCUAUCAUGCAUGGCAUCCACCCCACGCCAGCAAUACCUCCUAUUGCUGCUCAUGGUUUCAAUAUUGCCAAUGCUGUCGUACCUGAAGUAACACAAGGAUCACUCCCAUUCGAUUCUACCAUCCAAGCUGCCGAGCAAAAUGGUCAUUUGUCUAAUGCAAGUCAAUCAUUCUUUGAAUUAUUCGCCACUGAUAUACGAAAUGUACGUCCUUUGAAGGAAAUUAUCAUUCGAUCAAUGAACGAGACAUAUGCAACAACCCUUGUCGGCAACAUGGUUGGUCACAGCGUCACAGUCCCUCAAAGUGUCCAAGUGCUCGAAAUAUCGCCUAUUUUACAACAAUCAUUACAAGAUGAGUCCAAGCGUAUAUCGAUCACAGUUAUUCAAGAUAACACCAAGCUUGAUUCAACCGAGGCUGCAAGAAAGGAUACUCACUCUUGGAGGAGCAUACCAUUACAUGCUGGGCUUAAUACAAUCAAGAUUACCGUUACUGCCAAUGUCUCCACAACGAAUGCUUCAGGGAUGGUGUUUCCCGAAUAUAGGACCCAAGUGUAUAUUCUUUUUAUCACUCAAUCAUGGUAA